This is a messenger RNA of Lucilia sericata (common green bottle fly), 1367 nucleotides long. RefSeq names its product flavin reductase (NADPH). The record is from RefSeq and is a predicted model, not a curated record. Bases 298 to 906 code for a protein of 202 amino acids. The transcript has 3 exons. NCBI's taxonomy places the organism in Eukaryota, Metazoa, Arthropoda, Insecta, Diptera, Calliphoridae.
AGUUGCAAAAAAAUAUUUAUUCGUGGAGGUGGUGUUCUUUCGCAAGUUUUUUUUUAUUUAAUUACGGAUUUUAAGUAAUCUCUUUACAGAACAUUAAAUAAACAAAAUUUCUUUUAUUAUUUGGCAACAAGUAACUCAUAUUGAGAGAAAAAGUAUUAAAUAUUUACGUGCCUUUUGUAAGUAUUUGAACUUGAAAUUUUAGAAUCGAAUAGGAGACGCAACAUAAAGCAAGAAUAUACAAUAAAUCGAAGUCAAAAGACAAGUGUCGUCUGCCUGUGUAACAUUUAACAGAAUAUUAUGCAACGAAUUGCAGUAAUUGGUGGCACCGGCAUGACCGGACAAUGUGUAGUGGAUUAUGCAUUACAAAAAGGUCUUCAAGUACGUUUGUUGUAUCGCACAGAAAAAACGGUACCAGAACGUUUUAAGGGCAAAGUAGAUAUGGUGCAAGGCAAUGUUACUAAUUAUGAUGACUGCUUAAAAGUGGUAGAAGGUGUAGAUGCUGUAUGCGUUAUUUUGGGCACACGUAAUAAAUUAGAGGCAACCACCGAACUUUCAACUGGCACCGCCAAUCUCAUAAAAGUAAUGAAGGCAUUAAAUGUUACGAAAUAUUCUAUUGUUAUGUCUUCAUUUCUAUUACGUCCCGUAUCCGAGGUACCGGCUAUGUUUCAUCGUCUUAAUGAGGAACAUCAACGUAUGUUGGAUCUAACAAAAGCAUCGGAUUUGGAAUAUAUUGCUAUACUUCCACCACAUAUAGCAGAUGAACCUUCCUCUGCCUAUACUGUACUACAUGAUGAGGCUCCUGGACGUCUUAUAUCUAAGUAUGAUUUGGCCAAAUUUAUAGUGGAUUCCUUAGAACAGCCGGAACAUUAUGGUCAAGUGUGUGGUAUUGCAAAAAAGGCUGAAUAAUUGUAAGUUUUACCAAUGGAAUUUAUAAUAGGCAUUUAAUGCAUACAAAUUUACAUAAAAAUACAAUAGUGCCUUAAAGAUGUAUAAGUUUAGAACAAAAUUGGCACUAAAAUGUUUAAGCAUUUUUAUUGCAUUUUUAACCUUUCAAUUAGAAUGUUAAGUGAAAACUAUUUGAUAUGCUUUGAGUUUUUUAAAUUGCGUAAUUAAAAAAUAUACUAAGUAUAACGGCAGCUCUUUAUUACAAAAAAUUAUAGUUUUUAUAUUAAAAUCUUAAAAGUCUCAAAUAAACAUAACUAACAUAAUCAUUUAUCAAAGGAAUAUGAAACAAAUUUUGUUUUAUAAACCUUUAAUAAAUUGUUAUGAAUAAUGUCCUUUAAGUAUUAAAAAAUGUAUUACAUCGGUAUGUUAAAUCACUUGUAAAGUUAAUAAAAUUUACAUAGAAAAAAACUAACUUUUAUUAA